AUGAGUGCCCAGCUUUCGCGUAGCUCGCUGAAUUUCGAGAACGUUCUUAACGAGAUUCGGGAUAAAGUGGCACGAGCUCGAGUCGAAGAUUCUGACAUCGAGAUUAAGGUGAAAAUUGAUCUGCGUCCUCUGGGUCCUUGCACUCCACUCAACGAGGAGCACUACACCGAGACAGUCAAGCAGACGACCAACCACCGUUCAAAGGCAUCGAACAAGGAGCAACGAGGCGCGCCGAAAUCAAAGAACCUGUCAGGACCUGUGAAGAAAAGUGUUGAACGACUCGCGGUGACUUCUCUGGCACCCACUGAUGGAUGGCUUUGGCCUAAAACCACUCCACGCACUGCUGUCUCGCAAACGACGAUCUACGAGAACGCGGACAUCACCGACUCGAUUCCACCACCAGCGCCACCGCUCCCAGAGCAAACGCGGAAAACG
This is a messenger RNA of Mesorhabditis belari, 435 nucleotides long. The record is from the annotation of a GenBank genome assembly. NCBI's taxonomy places the organism in Eukaryota, Metazoa, Nematoda, Chromadorea, Rhabditida, Rhabditidae.